AUGGCUCCCCUGGCGCUGGCCCUCCGCCCGCUGCUCCGCUGCAAAGACUGCCUGGUCCUGGUGGGCACCCCCCUGGCCUUCAUGCCGCUGCCGCUUCUGGUGCCCACGCCGGAGGCCCGGUGCGGCUACAUAAUCAUUAUCAUGGCCGCCUAUUGGUGCACAGAGGCGAUGCCUUUGGCAGUCACGGCACUGCUGCCUGCUGUCUUGUUUCCGCUGUUCGGCAUCCUGGAAUCCAAAAAGGUGUGUAUGCAGUACCUGAAGGACACAAACAUGCUUUUUGUUGGGGGCCUGAUCAUGGCCGUGGCCGUGGAACACUGGAACCUUCACAAACGGAUUGCGUUGAGGGUGUUGCUGACCGUUGGUGUGAAGCCUGCUCUCUUAAUGUUGGGCUUCAUGGGGGUCACAGCCUUCCUGUCAAUGUGGAUCAGCAACACGGCCACCACCGCCAUGAUGGUUCCCAUCGUCCAGGCGGUCCUAGACCAGAUGAACAGCUCUGAGCAGGAUGCAACGUUCUCAGAGUCCGCUCUUGGACACGUCAACCCAAGCGGUGAACAGGAAAAUAAAACCACUGUGGCAGUGUCGCCCAUGCAAGUCAUAGGCAAUGGGUACCUUCCUGACCACACCAGAGAGGAAGAUGAACGAGCAAAGAAACUGAUCAACAAAGGGAUGACGCUCUGUGUGUGCUACGCCGCGAGCAUCGGUGGGACAGCUACUCUGACCGGGACGGGGCCAAAUCUGGUGCUGAAAGGCCAGAUGAACCAAUUGUUCCCUGAUAACGGUGACAUCUUGAACUUUGCCUCCUGGUUUGGAUUUGCUUUCCCCAACAUGCUCCUGAUGUUGAUAUUGGCUUGGUUUUGGCUCCAGUUUUCCUUCAUGGGAUUCAAUUUUAGGAAGACUUGGGGCUGUGGAACCCAAAGGACCGAGAAAGAGAAGGCUGCCCUCAAUGUGUUGAAGGCGGAAUAUAACAAGCUAGGCCCCAUCUCCUUUGCAGAGAUCAGCCUGCUCCUGCUUUUCACACUACUGGUCGUCCUUUGGUUUACAAGAGAUCCCGGCUUCAUCCCAGGCUGGGCCACCGUCGCCUUCAAUAAAGACAAAGAGUAUGUGACGGAUGCCACAGUGGCCAUCUUUGUUGCCCUGCUGCUGUUUAUCGUUCCUUCCACCAAGCCCAGAUGUGGUUUCGGCUGCCAAAGAAACUCUGAUCUAGAAGAGGCAAAGGAAGCUCUGAAGGAACCAUUUCUCCCACCCCCAUUGCUGGACUGGAAGACGGUCCAGAACAAGAUGCCCUGGAGCAUCGUGAUUCUGCUGGGGGGAGGCUUUGCCCUGGCCCACGGAAGUGAGGCUUCAGGGCUGUCCAAAUGGCUGGGCGCCCAGAUGACCCCGCUGCACACAAUCCCUCCCUGGUCCAUUUCCAUCAUUCUGUCUCUCGUCAUUGCUGUUUUCACCGAAUGCACCAGCAACGUGGCCACAGCAACCCUCUUCUUGCCUGUUUUUGCAUCUUUGUCCCAGUCAAUUGAAGUCAACCCCCUCUACAUCAUGGUCCCUUGCACGCUCAGUUCUUCCUUUGCCUUCAUGCUUCCUGUGGCCACUCCUCCAAAUGCCAUUGUCUUCUCAUAUGGCCACCUCCGCGUCUCAGACAUGGCAAAAACUGGAAUUGUGAUGAACAUUAUUGGAGUCCUUUGCGCAACUCUGGCCAUUAACAGCUGGGGCCGUGCCAUGUUCCACCUGGACACGUUUCCAUCCUGGGCAAACGCCACAGUGGGGUAACAAAGGCCAAGA
Molecule: messenger RNA, 1776 nt
Organism: Euleptes europaea (tarantolino)
Lineage: Eukaryota; Metazoa; Chordata; Lepidosauria; Squamata; Sphaerodactylidae
Gene: SLC13A5
Product: solute carrier family 13 member 5
Exons: 12
Coding region: 1-1764 (587 amino acids)
Biological process (GO): citrate transport; monoatomic anion transmembrane transport
Cellular component (GO): membrane
Molecular function (GO): succinate transmembrane transporter activity; sodium:dicarboxylate symporter activity; citrate transmembrane transporter activity
Source: RefSeq, a predicted model, not a curated record